AUGCUUUUUUUUACAUGCUUCACAACAUUCAGCUGGGGUUUGCACGUUCAAAAAACGAUUUACAGGUACUAUUUUACAUUCAAAGAGUGACAGGAAAGGUCAUUAUAUUUGUCAAGUUCUUAAUGUUUACGACCUUUAAUUUUUUAACCAUUAAUCUAUAUGGCUAUACAUGAAAAUAAAGACUUCUUAAAUAAGAUAGAAAACAAAAUUCUAUUUUGGCUGGCCAAAUUUCCAAAUGCUUACCUGCUCUUUGGAGGGGACUUUAAUACCACCUUGGAUGAUUUAAUGGAUAGAUGGCCAGCUGGAACUCGCACUAGUUCCAAUGCAAAUUUAAAAAUACUCAUGCAAAAAUUUGACUUGAUAGAUAUAUGGAGAGAAAAAUAUCCUUCUGUUCGAAACUUCACUUGGUGCAAUAAAUCAAGAUCUACACAAUCUAGAAUAGACAUGUGGUUAAUUUCAAGUAAUCUUAAAGAAAACACAGAUGUUGAAAUUCUGUCCACCCCUUUGACCGAUCAUAAAGCAAUUUGAAUUAACGUUUCUCUGAUCCCUUCCUUUUGCCGUCCACAUACUUCAUAUUGGAAACUUAAUGGCUCUAUUUUAUCUCAUGAAGCAGUUCAGUCUAUGGUCAAGAGGUUGAUAUUAAAAUUCUGGAAUGAGGCUAAGGCUGACAAACUGUAUAGUAAAAAAUGGGAACUUUUGAAAUUUGAAUUAGGCAAAUUUUUUUAGGAAAUAUUGCAGCGAUCUUUCAAAGCAAAAGCGAUCUGAUGAAGUAAAAGUUAUUUCAAAGAUAGCAGCUCUAUCUCUAUUUCACCUGAUAAAUUGUCUUCUGCAGAAAAAGUGGAAUUAUCAGAAAACCAAAACAAAUUAAGACAAAUUAUAUCAAGUUAAGGCUGAUGGUAGAAGGCAGUGGAUAGAGGAAGGGGAGCAAAACUCUGCAUAUUUUUUUAGACUGGAAAGAUCCCAAAUUGCUACUAAUACAAUUAACAAACUUCUUAUAGAUAAUGUUGUAUGUAAUGACACAACAAACAUUGCUAAGUUCUGCUGUAACUUUUAUAAAGAUUUAUACAGCUCCAAAUAUUGUGAGCAUAAUGCUAAUAAGUUUCUAAAUUCCUUGAUAGACAUAAAGCAAGUCACUCCUGAUGACCAAGAAUUUUGCGAUCGUCCUAUUACAUUAAAAGAAAUAUUAGAUUCAAUUAAGUGCCUGAAGAAAAAUAAAUCACCUGGAACAGAUGGUUUGCUGUGUGAGUUUUAUAAAUCAUUCGCUGAAGAUCUUGCUCCAUUCUUACUGGCGGUUUAUAAUGAAAGUAUUAUUAAGGGAACCCUCCCUCCCUCCUUAACUCAAGGAUUAAUUACUCUUAUUCCCAAACCAAAGAAGGAUCUGUUACUUAUUGACAACUGGCAUCCAAUUAGUCUACUAAAUAACGAUUAAAAGAUCCUGGCCACAAUUUUUGCUGAGAGAUUAAAGUUAGUUCUGGAUGACAUUAUUGAAGAAACGCAAUCAGGCUUUUUAAGAAAUAGACACAUCUCAAAUAACAUUAGGCUUUUGCUCGACAUAUUAGAUUACCCAGAUUUGAUAAAUGAUGAAAGCUUUAUCCUUUUUCUUCACUUUUACAAAGCAUUCGAAUUGAACACAACUUUAUUUUUGAAACAUUAAACCUAUUUGGUUUUGGUCAUUUCUUUCUGCAGUACUAUUAGAACAUCGUAUAAUAAUGGAAAUAGCUCAAUCAAAUUGAAAAAAGGAACAUCCCCGAGAUUCGACUUAAAAUUUAUUUCUGUUAUCCACUCACCUAUUGGCUAGUCACAUAAUAAAUAGUCAAUUGGGUGGAAUAUCAGUUCUGGACAAAAGAAUUAUGAUCAGCCAACUGGCUGAUGAUACAACAAUUUUCUUAAAAGUGUGACAUCAGCUGCUGUGACCCUCACACCUGCAGGUCAGUGGGUCAGCAGUGGGUCCUUUAUAAGGGCGGAGCCUCCACCUGUUCGGCGUCAGAUUGUUGUCUAACCCCUAGUGUCUCGUCCGAUUUCCUGAACCCUCGCCCGCUGCCUUGGACUCCCUGGUGACGACCUCCUGCCUGCCCGACGACUGAUUCCUGGAUAGCCCCAAACCCUGACUGACGCCACGGAUCUGACCCUUGCCUGCCUGACCAAGAGUAGCCAAUAAAUACCAUCUAACCGUGCCAACUGCUCUGUUUCUGAGUCCAUCCGUGCCUGAAGUGCGUGACAAAAAGACUCUUCUGAAGUUUCUCCGGCACUUGAAUUGAUAAAGUUAUUUUCGGAUGCUUCUGGUCUUUGCUUAAAUGUAAAUAAAUGUAAAUUAAUGGCUGUUAAGAAAUGUGAACUUUCCUAUCUCUGCAAUAUCCCAAUGAAGAAACCGUUAAUUACUUAGGAAUAACAUUAUAACAACUCGUCUGGCUGACGUCACUUCCUGUUUGCGGUAGGGCGUAUUGUAUCACUUCCAAGAUGGCGCUGCGCAGGCAGCAGCCAGUCACAUCGGCGGUAUCCCUUCUUUUCCUACUUUCUCCUUUUUAUUGUGUUUUCUGGAUUGCUUGUAUAUUUUUGAAUUCCGCAUCGGGUAUUCUGAGCCUACAUGCCCUGAAGAAACCAACUUUUGGGACUCUAGUGAUUAUAUUUUUGUUACUUUCGGCACAUUUCGAUGCCGCGAGUGGAGAUCCCUUUGUCCGCAACUCCGAGCGUCCCUUGAUCUACACGAGGAACCAGCCUCUAGGACUACGUGACUCCUCGCGCUGUGGCCCCAUUCAUCACCACGCUGAGAAACUAUACAUCCCUGCAGAAAUACGGAGGAGGCGGAGAGGAUGUCGGGGCGGGAGGACGAAGCGGAGGAAAGGUUAUUUACCAUCGGUUGACACGGGAAACGUUAGAUCUUUACGGAACAAGACCGAGGAACUCACAGCACUAACCCGUUUCCAGAGUAAGUACAGAGACGCUAGCAUUAUGUGCUUCACGGAGACGUGGUUAGAUGGAUCUGUCCCGAACUCAGUGAUCUCCACGGACGGCUUUAAACUUAUCCGCGCGGACAGAACUUUUGCGGGGAGCGGAAAGAAGAGAGGGGGAGGGCUGGCGGUGUUUGUGAAUGAGAGGUGGUGUAACGCGGCGCAUGUUCACGUGAAGCAGCAGAUAUGCUGCUCGGAUGUUGAACUUCUCGCAGUGAGCUUAAGACCUUAUUACUUGCCGAGAGAGUUCGGCCACGUGAUCGUGCUCUGUGUUUAUAUCCCUCCCUGCGCGGACGCCGCCGCCGCCGCCGCGUGUGAGCGGAUCAACGCCGCUGUAAACAAUCUGCAAACACAAUACCCCCGCGCUCUCCUGCUGAUCACAGGGGAUUUCAACCAUGCCUCUCUCCAUUCCACCCUCCCCACGCUCAUCCAGUACGUCACGUGUAAAACAAGGGACAAUAAAACGCUGGACCUUUUUUAUGCUAACGUUAAGUACGCUUACACCUCCGCCCCCUCCCCCCUCUGGGACGCUCAGACCACAACCUCGUCUAUCUGCUCCCCCAUUACAUUCCACUGGUGAGGAGACAAAAGGCACAGAAGAAGUCAGUGAAAGUUUGGUCAGACGAAGCCAGUGAGAAGCUGAAGGACUGUUUCAGAACCACAGACUGGAGCAUGUUCCAACUCAUGGUGAUGACAUCAACAGCCUGACUGAAUGCAUCACU
Fundulus heteroclitus (mummichog) is the source of this 3670-nucleotide messenger RNA. RefSeq lists its product as uncharacterized. Lineage: Eukaryota; Metazoa; Chordata; Actinopteri; Cyprinodontiformes; Fundulidae. The transcript is spliced from 2 exons. The coding region runs from base 2458 to 3528 and encodes 356 amino acids. The record is from RefSeq and is a predicted model, not a curated record.